This is a messenger RNA of Trifolium pratense (red clover), 899 nucleotides long. Its product is annotated as thaumatin-like protein 1b. The record is from RefSeq and is a predicted model, not a curated record. The transcript is spliced from 2 exons. The coding region runs from base 86 to 820 and encodes 244 amino acids. Gene Ontology annotation, biological process: defense response. Gene Ontology annotation, cellular component: extracellular region. NCBI's taxonomy places the organism in Eukaryota, Viridiplantae, Streptophyta, Magnoliopsida, Fabales, Fabaceae.
ACUACAAUUGAAAACCAAAAACUCUCAUCAAUAUCAAUAUAUAUUCACAAACCUGCAAAACAAGAAUCACCUAAAUCAUAUCCAAAUGAAGAUUACCCCUGUUGCUCUAUGCCUUAGCUUGGCAAUCCUCUUCUAUGCUGUUGGAGGAGCUAAGGUGACAUUCACAAACAGGUGUGAAUACACGGUAUGGCCAGGAACUUUAACCGGAGACCAAAAACCUCAACUAUCAACGACAGGUUUUGAAUUGGGACCUGGGGCAACCACUUCAAUCGACCUUCCAUCUCCAUGGUCAGGUCGGUUUUGGGGUCGAACAGGAUGUUCCACCAACUUCGGAAGGUUCAGUUGUGAUACCGCCGAUUGUGCCUCUGGACAAGUGGGGUGCAAUGGUGCUGGCGCAAUUCCACCCGCAACACUUGUAGAAAUAACGGUAGCAUCAAACGGAGGACAAGAUUUCUAUGACGUGAGCAAUGUGGAUGGGUUUAAUGUGCCCAUGUCCGUAACGCCACAAGGUGGUAGUGGUGAUUGCAAAACCUCGAGCUGUCCUGGAAACAUCAAUGUAGUAUGUCCUGCUGAGCUUGAAGUGAGAGGUUCUGAUGGAAGUACGAUUGCUUGUAAGAGCGCUUGCUUGGCUUUAAAUCAAGAUCAAUAUUGUUGUCGUGGAGAGUACAAUACCGAAGAAAAAUGUCCACCCACAAUCUACUCUAUCAUUUUCAAGAAUCAAUGCCCCGGUGCUUAUAGUUAUGCUUACGAUGAUAAGAGCAGCACUUUUACAUGCUUUGCAACACCCGACUAUGCCAUCACCUUUUGUCCUUCAGCUUGAACUCCACCGUCCAUCAUGUUAAAUUAUUUAUGUCUUUCCGAAAUGAAAUAAGUGCAUAUACGUGCACAAAUUUGUGGUA